GUUUAUGUUUGCAAAAAUUGAUGAUUAAUAAUAGAAAUUAAAAUUAUUGGGCAAAAUCCUAACGUUGAUCGUAAGUGACGAUGGUCGGUGGUGAUGAAUCUAUCUCACCGUGUCGGUUCGAGAUUCCACACGGCGAGCCUCGAGGCUUCGUCUUCAGCUAAUAAUCCCUUCGCCGAGGGUUCCGGCGAGAUGUCUCCGGGACCAUCAAUCCCGCUCCGCCGAGCUGCUCUAUUUCUAGCUGCCAUCUCCAUCUCCUGCUUCGUCCUUUACAGAGCCGCUGAUUCCUUGUCUUUCUCCCCUCCCAUUUUCGAUCUCUCUUCUUAUCUGGAUAAUGAGGAACCUAAGCUAGAAGAUGUUCUGAGUAAAGCUGCAACGAGAGACAGGACAGUUGUUUUGACAACUUUGAAUGCAGCAUGGGCAGCUCCAGGAUCUGUUAUUGAUCUCUUCUUUGAGAGUUUUAGAAUUGGGGAAGAAACUAGUCAAAUCUUGGAUCAUUUGGUGAUUGUUGCAUUGGAUGCUAAGGCUUAUUCGCGUUGCUUAGAACUGCAUAAGCAUUGUUUCAGUCUUGUUACGGAAGGAGUUGAUUUUUCCAGAGAAGCUUAUUUUAUGACUCGGUCUUACUUGAAGAUGAUGUGGAGAAGGAUUGAUCUCCUAAGGUCUGUUCUCGAGAUGGGAUACAAUUUUGUUUUCACGGAUGCUGAUGUGAUGUGGUUCAGGAACCCGUUUCCACGGUUUUACAUGUAUGCAGAUUUCCAGAUUGCUUGCGAUCAUUACCUCGGAAGAUCAAACGACCUACAUAAUAGACCAAACGGAGGGUUUAACUUUGUGCGGUCCAACAAUCGAACUAUACUUUUCUACAAAUACUGGUAUGCUUCAAGACUCAGAUUCCCGGGAUAUCAUGAUCAGGAUGUGCUUAACUUUCUCAAGGCAGAACCUUUUGUUUUCCGGAUUGGGUUAAAGAUGAGAUUCUUGAACACUGCUUAUUUCGGCGGUUUAUGUGAGCCUAGCAGAGAUCUGAACUUGGUUCGUACAAUGCAUGCCAAUUGCUGCUACGGUAUGGAGAGUAAGCUUCAUGAUCUCAGAAUCAUGCUUCAAGAUUGGAAAGAUUUCAUGUCUUUACCACUUCAUCUAAAACAAUCUUCUGGUUUCUCCUGGAAAGUCCCUCAGAAUUGCAGUCUUGAUUCUCUUCGACGCUAUGAUGAAUCUGUGGAGGAUGAUGAAGAGAGUGAUCCACCAGGAGAAUCUCAAGACUGAAAAGUGUGACACUUUUUGUACAUGAGAUUCUUGAUGAUUUUUCUAGAAAGAAAGAGAAAAUCGAAUUUUUGAAGGGGUAAAAAAAACACGAACACACGGCUUUUUUGGUGAUAAUUUUGAAAUCUCAAUGGAAAUUAGUUUAUAUAAUUUAUAACAGGCCAUAGAUGUUACAGGAAAGCUAAAGUUAGGC
Molecule: messenger RNA, 1444 nt
Organism: Arabidopsis thaliana (thale cress)
Lineage: Eukaryota; Viridiplantae; Streptophyta; Magnoliopsida; Brassicales; Brassicaceae
Product: Nucleotide-diphospho-sugar transferase family protein
Exons: 4
Coding region: 94-1254 (386 amino acids)
Source: RefSeq, marked reviewed